AAAAAAACCCCGACAUUGGCCGACAAAACUGCACGAUAUUUUGUUAGGUUAGGGAGAAUUUUCGUGCUCCGAAAAUAAAAUAAUUUUAGGGAAAUUAUAAAAUGCAAAAAAUAACAGAAAUAUGCAUGAAUUUGCAUAGUUUAGCAAAUAACUUUUCCAGAGUGUCCCGUAGAUUAAGCGUAGUAAGUACAACGAGUACUUUUCAUCACAAUACCCGGCAUUGCCAUAGUGAAAGAGGAAGUUGCAAGAAGCUAGAGGAUAUCAUUGAGAAACGCCGAAAGGAAGCUAGUCGAAGCGUUGUGGUGCAGGUGUACUCGGAAAAUUCAUAUCCGGAACUCCAUUCCUAUUGCUCUCAAUUUGGCCAAAUAAAAGAGGCGCAUCACUAUGCAAUUAAUCAGUACGGUGAGAAUCUGAAUUAUAUUUUGUUGGAAUUCUCAGAGAUUGAGAGUGCACAAGCAGCUGUGCAGUCCAGUUGCUUUGCCCGGGAUGCCCAGGUGCUUCCCGUUCAAUCCUCCUUUCUGUACUUUGGAAAAGGAAAGCCCAUAAAAUGCACAAAAGAUGCCAAAUUGGCUACAGUCAAUGGGAGUAGUGUGACAAGCAAUGAGGAGCUACAUGAAUGGCUUCAAAUGGCCUCAAGUAUUGAUGAUCAGCUGAAGAUUCUCUGUAGUGCUACAAAAUUGAAUGAUUUAGGCACAAGGAUGCGCUUCUUGGCGGCUCAGCAGAUUGAGAAAUCCCUCACGGGUAUGUUCCCAUACGCCAAGGUGCUACCAUUUGGAUCUUCCAUAAAUGGAUUUGGAAAAAUGGGAUGCGAUCUCGAUCUGAUCCUAGAACUGGAUGAAGCUAAUCGUCCAAAUUACUCAUCUAGACUGAUUUUCCAUUCAAAAGAGCUCACAGAUGCUCGGUAUCAAAUCCAAAAAUGCAUGGAGAAGAUUGGAGACGUUGUAGAACUCUUCCUGCCGGGAAUAUCCAAUGUUAGACGAAUCCUCCGGGCUAGGGUACCAAUUGUAAAGUACAAACAUGAAUUUUUGGACUUGGAAGUUGAUCUGUCGAUGACCAACACGAGUGGACUCUACAUGUCUGAGUUACUCUAUCUCUAUGGGGAGCUCGAUGAGAGAGUAAGACCUCUUGUCUUUGCCAUUAGACGAUGGGCACACACGGUUUCCCUGACAAAUUCCGUGGCUGGACGGUGGAUAACAAAUUUCUCCCUCACAGCCCUCGUGGUGUUCUUCCUGCAGCAACUCAAAAAGCCAAUCCUUCCUUCCAUCAAUUAUCUCGUUUCAAAAGCAUCUCCGGCAGAUACCAGGAUAACAAUUGAUGGAAUAAAUUGUACAUUUGCACGGGAUCUACAUCGAAUAGAUUUCAAAAUAACAAAUGAGGAAAGUCUGGGUGCGCUUCUCUUUCAAUUCUUCGAGUUCUAUUCGGACUUUGAUUUUGCCAAUCGCGCAUUGAACCUCAAUGAGGCCCGCAAAACCCUUAAACCCGAUUUUUCACCCAUGUACAUUGUAAAUCCCUUCGAAACCAGCCUAAAUGUGAGUAAAAAUGUCAGUUUAGAGGAAUUGGAACGCUUCCGGAUGGAAGUGCGGGAAGCUGCAUGGCUUCUGGACUCUCUCGUGGAAAGAACUUCCGUGGCACCAUGGGGUCUCUUGUCGCUUCUCCUCAAGGGACCAGCUACAACACCACGGAAGCCAAUGCUAGAUGUCCGGAAGUUGUUUGAAGGGAUGGAAGUUGAAGAAGAACAUGAGGAAGAGGUGCCUACGGAGAGAUUGAAGAAGAAACCAAAAGAGACUACUGUAGACAGAAGAGAGAGAAGGAGGUAGUGUGACCAAGAAUAAAUGUUUUUAUUCAUAGAAAA
Lutzomyia longipalpis is the source of this 1852-nucleotide messenger RNA. RefSeq names its product poly(A) RNA polymerase, mitochondrial (gene MTPAP). The coding region runs from base 102 to 1817 and encodes 571 amino acids. Gene Ontology annotation, biological process: mitochondrial mRNA polyadenylation. Gene Ontology annotation, molecular function: nucleic acid binding; poly(A) RNA polymerase activity. The record is from RefSeq and is a predicted model, not a curated record. The transcript is spliced from 2 exons. NCBI's taxonomy places the organism in Eukaryota, Metazoa, Arthropoda, Insecta, Diptera, Psychodidae.